ACCCCUGGUAAAGAUCUACAGACCCAGCAGUCAACCUUCCUUCUCUUGAUGUGGCAAGCAUUCUAGGUGUUGGUACCUGAGGAAGCAGCACACAUAAGUCUGCAAAGCGCUUUGGCCCUUUCGUUGCUCGCUCGAUGAAUUCUGAUUCUUAUGAUCAGUUCUGCGUCCAUGUACUAUUGACGAUGAGUUCUCUGUUUGGUUCUCUUGUGUAAGCAUUCAAGCCAUGUCUGGUUGAGUGCCUUUGUAGUCCCCUCCGAUAACCACGAAAGCACAACAGAAUAUAAGAUCAGGUAUACAGAGGCUUCGCACCUCCCAUGUUUGACCAUUGCCAAGCGAGACGUUUAUCAACAUCGAUACAUAUCACUGGCACGUGCUGUGAGCGAUUGCGCGGAUGCAUCCGCCUCAUGGGCAAAAUGAACAUGAUCGACCCAAGAAGGAAGAUGGCGAACACUUUCCCGAACGCUCCGAUGACCUUGGUCUCCACCCUUCACUUCCGACAGAUAUUCGAUCUGAAUCGCCAACCAUCUAAAGCUGAAGUAGACGGGAGGCUUGGCCCUCGUCUAGACCAUUCAAACCCAAAGGAAGUUCUCCGAAGAGAAGCGACACGAGAUCAACUCACGUCAGGAGCACUGCCUCCCAGGUCUCUGUUGCCACAUAUCUCAUGCCGUAGCUCACAGAAGCGUCUUGAUGAUGUAGGAGGAGAUCAUCGGUCCAAGAGAAUUAGCAAAGUAGCGGAUCAUCCAGGGGGUUGCAGGUGUCCGUGAACCUAGUCGAGAAGAUCUUCAAGUCAAUUCCAUAUCAUUGAACAAUGCGAGGUCUUCGGAAUUUCCUGCUCGUGUGCACAAUGCAUUGUCUCAGACAACACAACGAAAAGCUCAAAGCGCGGAC
Aureobasidium subglaciale EXF-2481 is the source of this 888-nucleotide messenger RNA. RefSeq lists its product as uncharacterized. The record is from RefSeq and is a predicted model, not a curated record. The coding region runs from base 315 to 764 and encodes 149 amino acids. The transcript has a single exon. NCBI's taxonomy places the organism in Eukaryota, Fungi, Ascomycota, Dothideomycetes, Dothideales, Saccotheciaceae.